Brassica napus (rape) is the source of this 1277-nucleotide messenger RNA. Its product is annotated as protein ELC-like. Gene Ontology annotation, molecular function: ubiquitin binding. The record is from RefSeq and is a predicted model, not a curated record. The coding region runs from base 161 to 1147 and encodes 328 amino acids. NCBI's taxonomy places the organism in Eukaryota, Viridiplantae, Streptophyta, Magnoliopsida, Brassicales, Brassicaceae. The transcript has a single exon. Gene Ontology annotation, cellular component: ESCRT I complex. Gene Ontology annotation, biological process: protein modification process; endosome to lysosome transport; protein transport.
AAGUAAACUUCCAAGAAACAACACAACAAUCACUAUCCCUUGUUCUCUAAGCUUUGACCAACCAAUAAAAUCUUAAGUAAUUUUCAUAAUAUAAAACAAUAAAACUCAGGAACUCAAGAACAUCAUAAAAUAGCAAAGAACCAACCCAUCUUUGGCCUCAAUGGCAUCAUCAUCAUCAUCUUCUCCACUAAAAUUCAUAGAGAAGGCUCUUCUUGCAACUGGUCCAUUUGCUCUUUCCUACACCGAUCCAGACCAGAAAUGGGUCAUAAGAAAGCAUCUAACUUCGUUCCUCCAAGACUUCUCAAACUUCGACCUCUCUACUGAUACUUUCAACCACAACAACGGAACCACAGUUCAACUCUUUCGUCUUGAUGGCUCUCUACGUACUCCUCAACAAAGCAAAGCUGUACAGUUGACUAUUUGGGUUAACGAGAACUACCCGUUGACUCCUCCUCUUGUCUUUGUGAUCCCUCCUGAUUCGAUGACUCCGGUUCGGACCAACCACCCAUUCGUCAGCUCAUCUGGUUUCACAAACUCUAACUACAUCGAGACUUGGGAGUACCCACCGUGCAAUCUCCUCAACUUCGUUCGAAACCUCAGGAGAGUUCUUGCUAAUGACCACCCGUUUGUUCAGACAGACUCCAUCCCGACCAGGACUCGGUCGGUUUCAAGACCCGAAGCUCUAGACAGGUUAGUCACGAGUCUCCACUACGACGUGUUGGCAAUCAUGUCAAGAUCAGAGGAAGAGAUUGAAAGCCUCUGGAGACUCCAGACAGAAGUGAAGCAAAGAUCAGAGUCCGUUAGAACGAUCAUCAGCGACCUUGAGACAGAGAGGGAGACACUUAAAGAGAAUGUUCUGAAGCUCGAAGAGGACACAGAUGUGUUGGCUAUAUGGGUGGAGAGGAACUAUCCCAAGCUGAUGAAAGCGACGUCCAAGGACGUGGGAGUCGAAGAGAUGUUUGAAAUGGAAGAAGAGAAGAAACUGUUGGUGGAGAGCUUGGCGGCAGAUAAGGCUAUUGAAGAUGUGCUGUGUAAUUUGGAAGAAGCUAGUAGAAGGGGAGAGAUGGAGAUUGGUUCGUAUCUGAAGCAUGUUAGAGUCUUGGCUAGAGAACAGUUCUUCUCGAGGCAUCAUCACCUAUAUAUGUAAAUACUAGGUGUUUUAUCCGCGAUGCGGGCUUAAACAUUUUCAUAAAUUUUUGAAAAGUUCUUUGUAUAUUAUACUAGUUAUAUUAUAUUUUCCAAAAAGAAUUCUUGCGAUCAAUUUAGUAUCAUCUAUG